Molecule: messenger RNA, 1975 nt
Organism: Mercenaria mercenaria
Lineage: Eukaryota; Metazoa; Mollusca; Bivalvia; Venerida; Veneridae
Product: palmitoyltransferase ZDHHC16-like
Exons: 9
Coding region: 91-1257 (388 amino acids)
Biological process (GO): protein palmitoylation
Cellular component (GO): Golgi apparatus
Molecular function (GO): palmitoyltransferase activity
Source: RefSeq, a predicted model, not a curated record
AUAGAAAACAACAACAACAACAACAACAUAUUUUGUGGGAGUUUACUAUCGUUUUGUCAGUCUAGCAGCGUGAAUAUAUCCAUCUGGUGAAUGUGCCCAGUUACACAACCAGCGGCCGGAUACAUAAACAGACUUAUUCUCAUGGGUUCAAUUUUGAAGUGGUUGCCAUGGAAACUAAGACGUCGGCUACGUGGUUACCUGGAAUGGUGGAGUGUGCUACACAUGACACUAUGCUACAACUACUUCACAACCUUUAUGAUAGCGUUUGAGACAGCAUUAGAACCAAUGUUUUGGUUUGUGGAUAGAUUUGCUAGGUAUUUAGGCCCAAUUUUUGUUACCCUGGUAACAGUGAUGACAACUUCAGUAGUGACAAUAUUCUAUGUUUGCCUUCUCCCGCAUACAUAUGAGCUAUACCACAUAGGCUGGACCAUUUUUCAUCUCAUAUUUGGUCAUUGGUUGCUGUCAAAUAUCAUCUUCCAUUAUGUAAUGGCUGUGUUCACACAACCAGGCACUCCACCGGAUCAGAAUGUUCCAGAGGUUGUUUCCAUCUGUAAGAAGUGCAUCUCCCCGAAACCACCCAGAACUCAUCAUUGUACGAUAUGUGGUAAAUGUAUAUUAAAAAUGGAUCAUCACUGUCCUUGGUUAAAUAACUGUGUAGGUCAUCAUAACCACAGGUAUUUCUUCAUGUUCUGUGUAUACAUGUGGCUUGGUACAAUCUAUGUCAGCUGGACUGGACAUGAAUUGUUUAGACAACAUUUCUAUGGUGAUAAGCCAACACCAUUCCCACCUGUGCUAUAUCCAUUAAAUGCUAUCCAUGAUGCUAUAUACAGUCCUAAAGAUAAGACAGUACCUAUGAAGAUGAUUUUAAAUGAUAACCCACCAGAUAGGGAGAAUUUCAAGGAGUAUUAUUAUCAUAUAGCAGUAUUAUACCAGUUUAUAUUGUGUUCUGGUGUCACACUUGCUCUCGGACUGCUGAUGUUGUGGCAUGCCAAACUGAUAUCCACUGGUGAGACCAGUAUAGAAGUCCAUAUAAACAACAGCCAGAGAAAAAAAUUCAGAAAAAAAAAUUUAGUGUAUAAAAACCCUUAUAACUAUGGUUUUAAGAAGAACUGGCAGGUGUUUUUAGGAUUUUCAAAUUUUAGAUCAUUCUGUAAAUAUGUUUUACUACCAUCAACACAUGCUCCAGAAGGUGAUGGUUUGAUCUGGCAGAGAGCUUCGUAUAAAUUCAGUGACACCAAAGGUCUAGAACUUCUGUGAGAUCAAUUCUAAUGGCUAGAUCAUGACAGAGAUACAUGUAGAUGCGCUUCAUUUGAGGUGGAAACAUCAAAUGGGGGCUUGUGUACAGACACUUGUGAAAAGAGUGGCUAGGUAGGAAAAUAGCUUUACUGCCUUAUGUAUGGCAGACACAAAUGGACCUCAGUGUGGACACAUGUAUUAAGUGAGAUAGAAUCAAAUGGCUAGGUCAGGAAAGAGGUAUACUACCUUAUAUAUGGCAAAGAUCUUGAAUGUAUCUAAGUGAAAAUACUUGUAUUAAUCGAGGUAGAUUUAAAAUACUUGGUUGUCAAAAAGUGUACUAUACUUAUUAUGGCAGAGACCUCAUAGAAUUCUUUAAAGAACACCAGUAUCAAGUGAGAUUGAUGAAAUAGCUAGGUUUUGAGAUUAUGAUAGAUAUUACAGAGACCACAAAUUGACUUCUGUUAGGAUAGCCUGAGCUCAAAAAUUCUUAGGUGUUAUUAAGAGAGAAGGAUAUUUACAGGGUGUUCUGUUUUAUGUUCCUUUUUAGCUUUACCAAAGAAUUGCUGAAAAAGCAGAUUAGCCAGCUAUUUAGAAUAUGCUCAUUUAUACAUUUGGUAUUAUAUUUAUUUGUAAAGUUCUAUUUAUUUAUUGAUAUAUCUAUUCAUUUUUCAAAUAUUUAGAAACCUGAUUCAACGUAUUUGUAGCUCACAUUGGCAUAAAAUGCACACAGACUAGCUUU